Messenger RNA from Blepharisma stoltei, 3633 nucleotides. The record is from the annotation of a GenBank genome assembly. NCBI's taxonomy places the organism in Eukaryota, Ciliophora, Heterotrichea, Heterotrichida, Blepharismidae.
AUGUAUCGUAGUAAAUUAUUAGGAGAUUUAAGAGAUGAUGUUAGGAGCCCUGUAUAUCCCAACAGGCUGAUUUUGAAGACAACCCAAAGGCGAAAUAAAAGCAAAGUCGAUUUAGACGCCCUAAGAACAAUGGGAGCAGAAGAAAUCAGAGAAUUGCUAAGGCAGGAAAAUGUAAAAUUUAAAGAAAGCGAAAAAUCCAAUAUUUUUCUGAAUACGAGAGAUGUUUCGCACCUGAAAGACAAGUUAAAAAGAAAUUCUUCAACUACUUUGCCAGCACUUCCGUCAGAUAUUGAUCAUUUAAAAAAAUUAAUGGAAUCAACUGAUUUCAUGGCUUCGCCUAUUCUGUCUCCUCACGAAGUGAAUUCUCCUAAUCAUUGCAUUAGAGAAAACUGCCUGGAUUUUGUAAUUGAGAAAAAGCUUAGGCAUCCUCUAAAAUCAAGAGGCUCAAAUUCAAUGGUAAACUUUGACUUUAAUUCACAAUUAAAUUCAAAUAUACCAGAAACUCCAGAAUGGUUUGACUUGGGAAAUCCCUCAGGCCGACAAGAAGUCCUAAUGCUCAGAGACUGAUAUGAAAAAAUGAAUAAAACCUAUGAUGACCCUGACCAAGUAGAAAUGGUUUUUUCUAUGUGCUGCAAAGAAAUGAUCCGGCAAGUAACUGUUCAAUGCAAAGAAAGAGGCGACCUCUUAAAAGAGCUGCUCUCAAAAGAACCAGGCGUUUAUAUGAAAAAAGAAGAAAAAAUGCUUAAUUAUGUGAAAGAAAUUGAAGAAAAGCACAACAAAGAAAUAGAAGAAAUGCAAAAUUUACAGCAGAAAGCAGCUGAAGAUCAUAAUAAGGAAAGCUUGGAAUGAAAAAGCAGCCUUAAAAUUAAAGAUGACAUUAUUAAUAAGCUCAAAGGUGAUAUAAGAGUGUACAAGCUACGAUGGAAAGAUUCAAUUAGAUCUUUUAAUGAACAACAAGAGUUGUGGAAUAAAAAAUUCAAUGAAAUGGCAAAAUUCAGUAAAAAGCAUAGCAUGAAAACUGCCGGGAAAGACCAAAAUACACCAAUUUCUGUUGUGAAUUGGAGGCAAAAUGCAAGGAGAAGGACUAAUAUUAGAAAAACUUUAAUGAAUAUGGCCAAAGACAAUAGUCCAAAAAAAGACCCUACAGUCUCAGAAAAAGCAUUUGAUGGAGAACAACCCGUAAAACAUGAAAAUCUAGAAAAUAAAGAAACACCACAAGAGCAAAAUGUGGCUGGAAAUAACAUAAAUGAUAAAGAAACACAAGUAGAGUUCGAGGAACUUCUUUAUGAAAUCAUGAAUGAUCAGUCUGCCAUUAUGGAGGAAACUGAUAAAGAAAUCUUUUAUAGCUCAAAUAUAAAAAUACACGUUCUAGCCCAUGAAAUGUCGUUUCGGAACAGUAUUGAGCCGCUAUUAGACCCUACUGAAAAAAUAAUGGCUAGGUCUUCUACAAUGGUUGGGGAAAACCCUCUCCCUCAACAAAGCGAAGUUUCCUCUGAAAUUUCUUUUACUGACAGCCAUGCAUCUGGCCCAACAGAGCUAAAAAAGCAGUUCACAAACCAAGUCGUAAUGAUCAAGGAAGCAAAAACUAUCGAAGAGCUUGAUAAUACCUUAGAAAACAAUAAUAUCCCCAGUGAAAAAAAUGCAGAGCAUGACGCUGAAAGCAUAGUUGACCAAAGCAUGGUGUCAAAUAUUUCUAUUAUCACUGAGCAUAAUAUUUUUCAAAGCGGGCUAGGAACACCUCACCAUAGAGUUGGGUCAUUCGGAGUAAGAUAUCAGACGAUGGCUUCUGAGGACCUUGAAAUGUUUGAUAAUGAAAAACUCUAUCAAUCCAAAAUGGAAGAGCUUGGGAAACUUGAUAAAGAAAUUGAGCUGAGAAAGCAAUUCCUCGAGAAAAUGAACAAAGAUAUAGAAAUGAAGAAACAAAACGUUGUGCAGUCACUUUUAUCUCCUCUAAAAGAAGUAAAAAGAAGAUCUAUUUCAGUCAUUCCAAAAAUCCCUGAAAGCCUAUCUAAUAUUUCUAUUCAAAGUUUUGCUGAUCUUGACCUUGAAACUAUAAGAACUCUGAUCCCUGAUGAUGGAAACAAAAACUCUUGGAAAGAUGGGUUUCUGUCUGGCAUCGAAUUUGGGAAGUCCCAAGGGUUUACAGUUGGAGAAAACCUUGGCAAAGAAGAAGGACAAAUCGAAGGCUACGUCAAAGCUCUCAACGAGAAAACCAUAUCAGAAUCAUACUUUUCGUCAGAGUCUGAGUACUCAGAAGACGAAGAAUCAAAUAUAACCAAAGAAAUCCCUCCAAUAGAAAUCCCAGAAGGCAGAAGCAGAAGGUCUGAAGAUUUUUCCCGCAGAUCGUCUAGCUCUAUAUGGAAAUCCCAGAAAUCAUUUAACGGCAGCAGAGACAAAAAAUUUUAUAAAGAAACCACAAAAUUCGAUGAAUUUAAUUUCCAUCAUCCAGUCAGCCACGCAGCAGCUCACAAAAAGUCCCAUUAUGUUUUUAGUCUUUUUGGAAAAAUGAUGUCAAAAAGCCUUGAAAAGGUCAAAAAAAGGUCAUCAAUGAGUUUCAGGCUAGUUAAUAAAUUGUUAGCAUCGAUAUAUCAAGUGGCUUUUCAAAAGUUUAAAGCUGAUGAAACAUUUGAACUUUUGGAGUUAGCAUAUGAUGAGUUUGACCAACGGUAUAAGUUGAAGACUGUUUGCGAUAAAAAAUUUUUGGAUUUUAUGGCAUCGCUGUUUGUGUAUGCUGAGCAAGCUAGAUCUGAAGUAUUUUUACGAUUUUUAGAAUGUGGUGACUACAUAAAGAAAGGAAACUACAGCCGAGUCAGCCUUUCCUUAUAUCUGAAUUGCUUACAUCACAUGCUGACUUCUAAAGUUGGGAUUAUGACCUGGUAUGAAGAAAGCGCUGAACACAAUAUGUUCCCGAUAAAUAGGGCUUAUGAAUGCAUCAAGGAAAAACUUGAUUUUUUCGAAAGAAGUGCGAUUCAAAAAAUCCAAGCUGAGGUAGACUCUAAAAAUAAGCCAGAUCCUAAACGCAUAAAUGCGUGUGGGCUAAUUGAUCUUGAAAUAUUUUUGCAAAUAAUUGUUGAUCACUAUGAAGAUUUUCAGAAAAAAAUAGAAGACGGGAUUGAGAUGCUGGUAAAGGCAGUUGGAUAUGGCAUGGAUGGAUCCAUUUCUAAAUCGAUGCUAUUUAUUUUGAUUAGACACAUUCUUAAACAAAAAAUCCCUAUACCUGCCAAAGAUGAAGAGAUUGAUUAUGAAAGCUCAAAACUAAAAGAUCUUGCAGCUCUAUUACAGAACGAAACAGUAAUGUUAGAAGAGCUUGUAUUGAAAUGCAUUGAUAAUAAUUUAUUUUCACUGCAAGAUGUAAGGCUAUUUUACAGCAGCCCACCUGGCUUUACAUAUGAUAAUGCGAGAGAAAAAAUAUUAGUUGAAAAAGAAAAUCUAUUGAACAUUAUCUCAGUUAUGAAAAAUAAAGAAAAUAAAAAGUGGAAAAGUCUGCCAGAAGAGGAGUGGGAAGAGCGGCUAAGGGCUUGUGAGCUAGGUAUGAAUGCAAAAGAUUUCGAGCUUUCGAUGCUAGCAUGGUCAAUUUAUAAAGUCGAGCUUAAAAGAAUUGAAAACGAAUACCUGAAAGCAGUUGAGAAUUAA